Messenger RNA from Jaculus jaculus (lesser Egyptian jerboa), 1011 nucleotides. It is a transcript of the gene Cmtm8, whose product is annotated as CKLF like MARVEL transmembrane domain containing 8. Gene Ontology annotation, biological process: myelination. The record is from RefSeq and is a predicted model, not a curated record. Bases 133 to 654 code for a protein of 173 amino acids. Gene Ontology annotation, cellular component: membrane. Lineage: Eukaryota; Metazoa; Chordata; Mammalia; Rodentia; Dipodidae. The transcript has 4 exons. Gene Ontology annotation, molecular function: structural constituent of myelin sheath.
GAGGUGACCCGGAGGGUGGGAAGAAGAGCGGUGGCCUCCAGCCCUCGCGAUCGCUGGUGACCCUCCCUGGGACGUGCUGGGGAGGUGGGGGGGGGGAGAAGGGUCCCCAAGGGACCAGCCCGGGGCGCCACGAUGGAGGAGCCCCAGCGCGCACGGUCGCACACCGUCACCACCACCGCCAGCUCCUUCGCCGAGAACUUCUCCACCGCCAGCAGCAGCUUCGCCUACGACCGGGAGUUCCUGCGCACCGUGCCGGGACUCCUCAUCGUGGCCGAGAUCGUCUUGGGACUGCUGGUCUGGACGCUGAUCGCCGGAACUGAGUACUUCCGGGUCCCCGCCUUUGGCUGGGUCAUGUUCGUGGCUGUCUUUUACUGGGUCCUCACCGUGUUCUUCCUCAUCGUCUACAUCACCAUGACCUACACUAGGAUCCCCCAGGUGCCCUGGACCACAGUGGGCCUGUGUUUCAACAGCAGUGCCUUCCUCUUGUACCUCUCGGCUGCCAUCGUGGAUGCGUCUUCCGUCGCCCCAGAGAAGGACAGUCACAACUUUAACAGCUGGGCAGCCUCCUCGUUUUUUGCUUUCCUGGUAACCAUCUGCUACGCCGGCAACACGUACUUCAGUUUCAUAGCAUGGAGAUCCAGUACUGCACAAUGACCUGCAACUGAGACCAUUGAAAGGAAUGCUCAGAAGACUCUCACUGUUAAAAACAAAAACAAAAGCAAAAAAAAAAAAAAAAAAACAGCUGUAGGUUUAAUGUAUAUUUCCACAGAAUUGUAUUUAACUCAUGUUUUUAUAUCGUAGUGAAAUUUGCUCAUAGCGGUUUAUUACAGUUUAAGCUGGAUACUUGAAAAGUGUUGGGUCUUAUUAAAAAAAAAGGACCUUGACGUCUUCAUAGAUUAUAUUUUCUUACACAAUGUAUAAAUAAAUUGCUAAUAUUAAGGACGUGUCCAGUGUGUAAAGCUAACUGUUAAGAUGCCGGAUCCUUUGGCGAUUAAAUGUUUCAGAAUUCUA